This is a messenger RNA of Rattus rattus (black rat), 3689 nucleotides long. RefSeq names its product ubiquitin like with PHD and ring finger domains 1 (gene Uhrf1). Bases 259 to 2607 code for a protein of 782 amino acids. Gene Ontology annotation, molecular function: ubiquitin protein ligase activity; protein binding. NCBI's taxonomy places the organism in Eukaryota, Metazoa, Chordata, Mammalia, Rodentia, Muridae. The record is from RefSeq and is a predicted model, not a curated record. The transcript is spliced from 17 exons. Gene Ontology annotation, biological process: negative regulation of gene expression via chromosomal CpG island methylation.
CCCACCCAUUGGGGUGGCAGUCUCCCGCAGCAGGCUGUGCCACUUCUAAAAAACGCCCAGAGUUUUCGCGGGGAAAAAACUCUUAGCAGCUGGAAGGAACCCGCGCUUUAGUGCUCACUUGGGUCUUCUGCCAUUUACGCGGUUGGUUCCCUUCUGGGUCACUCAGCCGCAGAGUCCUAACCUAGAGCCAGGCGCUCCAGGGGAAAGGAGAGUGCGGAUCGUCGCCGCGAGAGAGUAUUCCUUCAGUACAUCGGCAUCAUGUGGAUCCAGGUUCGAACUAUGGAUGGGAAGGAGACCCACACCGUGAACUCUCUAUCCCGGUUGACCAAGGUGCAGGAGCUGAGGAAAAAGAUUGAGGAGCUGUUUCACGUGGAACCCCAAUUGCAGAGACUCUUUUACAGGGGCAAACAGAUGGAGGAUGGUCACACACUCUUCGAUUAUGAUGUGCGCCUCAACGACACAAUCCAGCUGCUGGUGCGCCAGAGUCUGGCCCUACCUCUCAGUACGAAAGAACGGGACUCGGAGCUCUCAGACUCUGACUCUGGCUAUGGUGUGGGUCACAGUGAAUCAGACAAGUCGUCCACGCAUGGUGAAGGGACAGCUGAUGGGGAUGACAAGACUGUGUGGGAGGACACUGACCUAGGACUGUACAAGGUUAAUGAGUACGUGGACGUGCGUGACAAUAUCUUUGGUGCAUGGUUUGAGGCCCAGGUGGUCCAGGUACAGAAGAAAGCCCUAUCUGAGGAAGAGCCCUGUAGCUCCAGUGCCAUUAUGGCCCCAGAGGAUGAUAUCAUGUACCACAUCAAGUAUGAUGACUAUCCAGAGCAUGGAGUGGACAUUGUCAAAGCCAAGAAUGUCCGUGCUCGAGCUCGCACUGUGAUCCCAUGGGAGGACCUGGAGGUGGGUCAGGUGGUCAUGGCCAACUACAACGUGGACUAUCCCAGAAAACGUGGCUUCUGGUAUGAUGUUGAGAUUUGUAGGAAGCGCCAAACCAGGACGGCACGUGAACUGUAUGGCAACGUCAUGCUUUUGAAUGAUUCUCAGCUCAACAACUGUCGGAUCAUAUUUGUGGAUGAAGUCUUGAAGAUUGAGCUCCCUAAUGAGAGGAGCCCCUUGAUUGGUAGCCCCUCGCGACCCCCUCCUGCCCUCCGGAAUACAGGGAAGAGCGGCCCAUCCUGCCAGUACUGCAAGGAUGACGAGAACAAACCGUGUCGCAAGUGUGCCUGCCAUAUUUGUGGUGGGCGUGAGGCUCCCGAGAAACAAGUGUUGUGUGAUGAGUGUGACAUGGCCUUCCACCUGUACUGCCUGCAGCCACCGCUCACCUGUGUCCCCCCUGAGCCAGAGUGGUACUGCCCCAGCUGCCGAACUGACUCCAGUGAGGUGGUACAAGCAGGGGAGAAGCUGAAGAAAAGCAAGAAGAAGGCAAAGAUGGCGUCAGCCACUUCCUCCUCCCGACGGGACUGGGGCAAGGGCAUGGCAUGUGUGGGCCGCACCACAGAGUGUACCAUUGUGCCGGCCAACCACUUCGGGCCCAUCCCUGGUGUCCCUGUGGGCACCAUGUGGCGCUUCAGAGUCCAGGUCAGUGAGUCCGGUGUGCAUCGGCCACAUGUGGCGGGUAUUCAUGGUCGGAGCAACGACGGUGCCUACUCACUGGUGCUGGCUGGUGGCUAUGAGGAUGAUGUGGACAAUGGCAAUUUCUUCACCUACACGGGCAGUGGUGGCCGAGACCUCUCUGGCAACAAGCGUACAGCGGGACAGUCCUCUGACCAGAAACUCACUAAUAACAACAGGGCUCUGGCGCUCAAUUGCCACUCCCCAAUCAAUGAGAAAGGUGCGGAGGCUGAAGACUGGCGCCAGGGUAAGCCGGUGCGUGUGGUCCGGAACAUGAAGGGCGGCAAACAUAGCAAGUACGCACCUGCAGAGGGGAACCGCUAUGAUGGCAUCUACAAGGUGGUCAAGUACUGGCCGGAGAAGGGGAAAUCUGGCUUCAUUGUGUGGCGCUAUCUCCUUCGACGGGAUGACACUGAGCCUGAGCCGUGGACUCGGGAGGGCAAGGACCGCACUCGGCAGCUGGGCCUCACUAUGCAGUAUCCUGAAGGCUACUUGGAGGCCUUGGCUAACAAGGAGAAGAACAGGAAGCGCCCGGCCAAGGCCUUGGAGCAGGGACCAUCAACUUCCAAGAUAGGCAAAAGCAAGCGGAAGUCCACAGGCCCGGCCACCACAAGCCCCCGUGUCUCCAAGAAGAGCAAGCUGGAGCCCUACACACUUCCAUUGCAGCAGGCCAACCUCAUCAAGGAGGACAAGGGCAACGCCAAGCUGUGGGAUGACGUGCUGAGCUCCCUUCAGGAUGGGCCGUAUCAGAUCUUCCUGAGCAAGGUGAAGGAGGCUUUCCAGUGCAUCUGUUGCCAGGAGCUGGUGUUCCGGCCAGUCACCACUGUGUGUCAGCACAACGUUUGUAAGGACUGCCUGGACAGGUCCUUCCGUGCCCAGGUGUUCAGCUGCCCAGCAUGUCGCUACGACCUGGACCACAGCUCCCCAACCCGAGUGAACCAGCCCUUGCAGACCAUUCUCAACCAGCUCUUCCCUGGCUAUGGCAGCGGCCGGUGAUGCCAAGACCCAGGCAGACGGCCCAAGUUCAUAGUGGAUGUAGCUUGAAGGUGUUGUCCUAUCAUGUCUGUCCCUGGCAACUCUUCUGCUGUGGUUGCCAGUUAACCAGGAACCUAUAAUAGGAACCCCAUGUUCUGGCUACCAGUUGGACUAAUGUUUUUCAUUCCUCUUUCUUUUCUUUUUAAAUAACAAAGCCUGCAAUUUAUUCUCCCAAAAGAAGGGGAAAAAACUUUUUUCUUUUUCUUUUUUUUGGGGGGGGGUGGAGAUGGGCUUAGAAACUGUUGAGCCCCAUACCAGACCUCAUCAUCAUGUUGGAAGGAGUUCUCUCCCCAUACCAGCUGCUCAGACACCUCUUCCUGGCAGCCAUCUAUGUACUUCAUUCAAGGGAUAACCCCUGCAGCCAUCCCUCAGGCCUUCAUAGGAGACCUGGACAGUGCCAUGGGCCAGCCUCAGCCCUGGCCUCGAUCUGCUGACACAACAGCAGAGGAACUUGGCUGUCACCUCAGGUCAGGGGACCAGCUGAGUUGAAACUGCAUGUGCCUUGGGCUUGACAUUUCAUUGUCUUCACCAGUGAGCCAUUGAAUGCCCACCUGUGAAGCCUGGCUUUCAGAGUGUGCACUGGCUGGGUGGGUGUCAUUGAGGGCUGAGAUGUGGCAUCAGUUCCAUCUUGUUUUUAACUCAGCAACUGAGAAUUCCAAGGGUUUCUGUAUUACAUUUUUGUUUUUGUUUUUGUUUUGUUUUUUUUUAAUUUUUAUUUUUUUUAAGCAGGAUAAAUGGUUUCCUCCAUGAAUUUAUUUUGUAGUUACAGCCUGUACCGAGGAAGAUGUUUUCUUUGGUUGGUUUUUGUUUUCUUUUGUGACUUGUAACUUUACCAAAGUGUGCAGGUGUAUCUCGUAGAAACUGAACAUUUACUGCAGGCAGAGAGGACAGCACAGUUCUAUAGACUGUGUUUUGUUUUGUGGGUUUUUUUGUUAGAUUAACAUUGCAAGAAGAUAAAAUUCCAUGUGGAUGUUUUCUAAAGUUCCCUAUUUCUUGUUAAGAUUUUAGAUCUCAAUAAAUUUUUUUCUGCAGGUAUAUUUGAA